Messenger RNA from Ceutorhynchus assimilis (cabbage seed weevil), 1336 nucleotides. The record is from the annotation of a GenBank genome assembly. Lineage: Eukaryota; Metazoa; Arthropoda; Insecta; Coleoptera; Curculionidae.
CAAAAUCAGUUAUAUCAAAACAUGUUCUACCAUUGGCUGCCCAUAAUUCUUUAUUCCAUCCAUAUUAAUUCAGCUAUCGAAAAAUCAAAUAUUUCUGAGUACAAUGAUGAGAUGAGAUUUCGCAUUAUUGGUGGAUAUUUUUGUUCAACCAUACAAUAUGGCUUUAUGGUACGAGUGAUGGGUGAAAAACCAAAUUCGGGGUCAACGACUGCUUGUGGUGGAACCAUUAUAAAACCCAGGUGGGUUUUGACUGCAGCCCAUUGUUAUAGUGGAAGUGUCACAGAAUAUAAGAUAAUCGCAGCAGCCAAUACUAAUCAAUUAUUAAUUGAGGUGGAGCAUUUUCAUGUGCAUCCGAAUUUUAACUACUCUACCGUCUCUUCCUCAGCCAAUGAUGUAGCUUUAUUGCAGUUAAAAACGCCCUUGUAUGAGAAUGAUGUUAAAUUUGUGAAGCUCCUGAGAAGCAGAGAUGAUCCAUAUUGCCAAACAGGUUUGGUGAUGGGCUGGGGACACAUGGAAAAUAAAACACUAAAUCAAAAGCCAACACAUGCAAAAAUAACCGAACUUCAAUGCACUUUGGCUACAUUGCUACCAUUAAAUGAAUGUAAAACUCGUGCGGGAAUUUAUUCUGAACUAAUAAAACCCUAUCAUAUUUGUAUCUUAACUACAGAAAUUGAUGUUCGGCCAGGUGACUCAGGAGGACCGUUGUUAUGUGGUGAUGUUCAGGUUGGAAUUGCUUCAUUUUCAGGAAAGCAGCCUUUCUCAUCUGCUGUUGCUGUUUACACUAAAGUGGUAGAUCAUUUAGAUUUUAUAGAUGGUGUUAUUGAUCGGACUAAGCUUUCUAGGAGCCAUAACGAAAAGUUGUAUCAAUGUUCUAGUUUAAACAUAGCUAUUAUUAUUGUAAUAUGGUGUAUCGGUGCAGUGUAAUUUGCUGGAAAAAAUAGUAUUAUAUGGUUAUAUUAUUGUAUGGUAAAAUUCGGUCAUGGACUCUUGAUAAAAAUACGAAUAGUAAUCCAAACAGUUUUCAAUCUUCCGGUAGAUGAAAUAAAGUAUACCUACUUGAAAAUAUUUUGUAAAUUCUCAAGUACUUGAAGUCUUGCACUUAAAGUAUCAUCAAAGUAGUUGUAGUGAUAAAUAACUGUAUCGAAAAUUGAGUGGUAAAGUGCCGUUCAACCAGUACAACACGUUACCACGUCCACAUAGACCGAUGAGCAGUUCUUUUCGAUUUUUUCCCUUAUAAUUUUUAACUAUCUAGGUAUCUAGUAAACUUGGUAGGCACCUAAUAUACCAAUAAAUAUUUAAAGUACAGUAGGUAUAAUAAGACUUCACGGCAGGCGAC